UUUACGGACAAAUUUUUAAAAUGGAACCUCUAUUAUCAUAGCUAAUGAUGUAUUGCAGAUCAUUUUGUUUAAACUUUAGUUAUGACUUUGCAAAAAACAUAUGCUAGCAUGUGUUCCAUGAAAAUAGAACAUGCCAGCUAGAAGUCGAGAAAGUUGAGACGGCUUUGAGAAAUCAUCGUUGGCGCGUGUAACAAUUAUUGUAAAAUCCCACAACGUUAGACAAGCGUUUAUUUGCCAUUGACGACGACCGCCUCAAAGCUAUGUUUGCAUUAGCAGUUUUUUGGGUUUUCACGCUUUCCACAUCGUUGAUUGCUGCUAUUUGCCUUUUUGACUUAUAUCGCCGCCAGAAAAGGCAAUCAUGUGUCGAAAAAGAAGACCUUGAUCUUAUUUGCAACUUAGCAAAGUUCCCAUACGAAAUGAAAAACGAAGAUCGUUGUAUAACUUUAAUGGAAAAAUAUCAGCUUUGUCCUAAUGCAUUUGACGACCAUUGGCCUCAUUCGGAAAUGACGCCUUUUUUGUCAUCUUGCUACGGUGGAUCGCUGAAGUUAAUUCAGUUCAUGUUAGAAGCUGGUGCUGACAGUAAAUUCCAGAAUCUGAACGGAGACGGUGCCCUUUACAUGGCUACCUACGGAAUUGCCUGUCGGCUUCGAUCUGCUCAGUGUCCUCAACAACGCAGCAGCGAAAUUCAACUUGGUGUUCUUAUUCUCGACUGCCUUAUUAAACAAGGAUGUGACAUAAAUUCACGAAAUAAUUUCGGUUUCACCCCGUUACACUGGGCUGCAACUACGGGAGAAAAAUGGCUGGUAGACCAUCUUCUAAAAAGAGGAGCUGAUCCGUCCAUUCUUACUUCUCUUAGUAGAGCUCCAGCUUCUGCUUUUGCUAAAGACGAAGUUCUGCAACUAUUGAAAGAGGCGGAAAACAUUUAACACUCAUCCUAAUUUGACUUUCGUGUAUCUACCGCCAGUAACUGUAUUACAGCUGUAUCAUACAC
Messenger RNA from Daphnia carinata, 991 nucleotides. Its product is annotated as 26S proteasome non-ATPase regulatory subunit 10-like. The transcript has 7 exons. The record is from RefSeq and is a predicted model, not a curated record. Gene Ontology annotation, biological process: positive regulation of transcription by RNA polymerase II. Gene Ontology annotation, cellular component: nucleus. The coding region runs from base 261 to 926 and encodes 221 amino acids. Gene Ontology annotation, molecular function: transcription cis-regulatory region binding; protein binding. NCBI's taxonomy places the organism in Eukaryota, Metazoa, Arthropoda, Branchiopoda, Diplostraca, Daphniidae.